GGUUCGAUUCUCUACGUAACAGCAAUCACUUGGCAUAUUUUCCUUAAAGAUUCUUCUUGUUCUGUGUCUCAAAAUUAUCCUUGAGUUUUUAUCUGAGCAAAUCACAGGUGUUGCUAAACCAGUUUAUGAAGGAUGUCUUUCUGCUGCAUGAACUGUGAUGGGAGGUUCUGAAUUGUGUGUGAACUGAUUUUUAUUCACGCAAGGACUGGUGGAGAUUGGUUUCUUAGCUAUUUUUUGAGUCAGUUUUACAUUAAAUGGAGAUUGCUUCUAGAUUUUCUUGGAUUCAAGCAUAAAUGGAGCAGAUAUGAUGAGUUACUAAAAGGCCAGACCCAUAUGGAGUUUCUUGGCCGCCAAUAACUCCUUUUGAAGGAAUUUUGUAGAAACCGGAUCUUGACAUCUUGUCAAGGCAUAUAUCUUGCCAAGCAUCACCUGAAUACUGAUCUUUUCUAGGUCAAAAUAUUACUGAAAAAUUAUUCACUGAUUGUUCUUUGAAUAUAAAUAGUAAUCACCAAUGGAGGUGUUAGUUUCACCACAAGUGCAAAAGCAGAAUUUGCAAACAUCCAUGCGGAAAUUCUCACCUAGUGGAUCCCACAAAGAUCUGUGGCUUGCUGCUCGAGAAGGGUCCUUGGCUGAUAUAGAUUCUGCAUUGGCUCUAUUGAAGAAGAAUGGAGGUAAUGUUAAUGCAAGGAAUCUUUAUGGCUUGACUCCCCUUCACAUUGCUACUUGGAGAAACCACAUUCCUAUCAUUAAGAGGCUUCUUGCUGCUGGUGCUGAUCCUGAUGCUAGGGAUGGAGAAUCAGGAUGGAGUAGCCUCCACAGAGCUCUGCAUUUUGGUCAUCUUGCAGUUGCAAGCAUUCUCCUUCAGUUUGGUGCUUCUAUCACUUUGGAAGACUCAAAGUCUAGGACACCCAUAGAUCUCUUAUCUGGACCUGUGUCACAGGUUGUCGGAAGUGAGCAUGAUUCAGUAGUGACUGAGGUGUUUAGUUGGGGAAGUGGUGCAAACUAUCAACUUGGAACAGGAAAUGCACACCUACAAAAGUUACCAUGCAAAGUUGAUUCACUUCAUGAUUCUAUUAUCAAGCUAGUUUCUGCUGCUAAAUUCCAUAGUGCAGCAGUCACUGCUCGUGGAGAAGUUUACACAUGGGGGUUUGGAAGGGGAGGCCGCCUUGGGCAUCCUGACUUUGACAUCCACAGUGGUCAAGCUGCAGUUAUCACUCCCCGCCAGGUAACUUCUGGGUUGGGUUCCCGCCGGGUAAAAGCUAUUGCUGCAGCUAAACAUCACACUGUUGUGGCUACAGAGAGUGGGGAAGUGUUCACUUGGGGAUCCAAUAGAGAGGGUCAGCUUGGCUACACAUCUGUGGAUACCCAACCGACACCUCGUAGAGUAAGUUCACUUAAAUCAAGAAUAGUUGCUGUUGCUGCAGCAAACAAGCAUACUGCUGUUGUUUCUGAGGCUGGUGAAGUUUUCACAUGGGGCUGUAACAGAGAGGGUCAACUAGGAUAUGGUACUUCUAACUCAGCAUCUAAUUACACUCCAAGAAUAGUUGAGUCCUUGAAGGGGAAGGUCUUUAAAGGUGUUGCAACAGCAAAAUGUCACACAAUUGUACUGAGAGCUGAUGGAGAGGUAUAUACUUGGGGCCAUCGACUUGUUACACCGCGGCAUGUUCACAUUGCAAGAAAUUUGAAAAAGGCUGGAAGCACCCCAAUGAAGUUCCAUAGAAAGGAACGGUUGCAUGUGGUUACCAUAGCUGCUGGAAUGGUACAUAGCAUGGCUCUCACUGAUGAUGGAGCAUUAUUUUAUUGGGUUUCUUCUGAUCCUGAUCUCAGAUGCGAACAGCUGUAUACACUCUGUGGAAAAGAUGUGGUGAGCAUUUCUGCUGGAAAAUACUGGACUUCUGCAGUUACAGCUACAGGUGAUGUUUACAUGUGGGAUGGGAAGAAAGCAAAGGACAAACCACCGGUUGCAACUCGGUUACAUGGUGUGAAGAGGGCUACUUCAGUUUCAGUUGGUGAAACACACAUCUUGAUUAUUGGUUCUCUCUAUCAUCCCCCCUAUGUCCCUAAUAUCACUAAAAAUCCUCAGAAACUGAAGUUGAAUGUCAAGGAGGAAGUAGAAGACUUCGAUGAAGAUUUUGUGUUUAAUGAUGGGGAAUCCAAAAGCUUGGUGUCCUCUCUGCAUGAGGAGGAUUUUGGAGAGAGGCCUUUACCAAGCUUAAAAAGUCUUUGCGAGAGAGCGGCAGCAGAAUUUCUGGUUGAACCAAGAAAUGCUAUGCAGCUGCUUGAAAUUGCAGAUUCACUUGGAGCAGAUGGUCUGAGGAAGCAUUGUGAGGAGCUUGCUAUUCGUAACUUGGACUACAUUCUAACCGUCUCUUCACAAGCUUUUGCAAGUACAUCGCUUGAUAUUCUAGCGAAUCUUGAGAAGUUGUUAGAUUUGAGAUCAUCAGAAUUAUGGAGUUAUCGUCGACUCCCAACUCCGACAGCUACCUUUCCAGUUGUCAUCAAUAGUGAAGGGGAUGAUGAUGAAAGUGAGGUUCUAAGGACUCGUGACAAUUACAUGAAGAAAUUCCCUUCAAAAGAUGAAGGGGACAGAAUAGACUCCUUUCUGCAACCUAAAGAUGAUCCUAACCAGGGUGUUGUUAAACAAAUUCGUGCUUUACGUAAAAAGUUGCAACAGAUUGAGAUGCUUGAGUUAAAGCAGUCCAAGGGGCAGAUUCUUGACGACCAACAAAUUGCAAAGCUGAAAACAAGGUCUGCUCUUGAAAGUUCUCUUGCUGAACUAGGUGUUUCAGUUGAAACUCCACAAUUGAAAGCGUCAUCACCUGUUUCAACUGAUGUGAAAGGCAAUAAAAGGUCUGACACAAGGAAACAGAGGAGAAAGAGCAAACAGAGGGUAGAGCAAUCGGAGAUGGUUCCUGGUUUUUUUGAGGGUAACUUAGAUACAAACUCUGUCAAGGAUUUCUCAGUUGUUGAAACCAUCCAAACUUUGAAGAAGAAGGAAGAAGAUCCCAUCUCUGAUGGUGCCAAAGCUGACCCCCUCCCCCUCAAAGAGUCAGCUUUCAUUAUUGAGAAAAUAGACAGUCCAGACUUGGCCAAGGAUAAGAAUACAUCGCUGCCAACAGGCACCAAGAAGAAGAACAGGAAAGGUGGACUUUCUAUGUUUUUGAGUGGUGCUCUUGAUGACAACCCAAAACAACCUGUUCCUCCUCCCCCAAUGCCUCGAAGUGAGGGCCCUGCGUGGGGUGGGGCCAAGAUUUCAAAGGGAUCUGCUUCACUCCGUGAAAUUCAGGAUGAGCAGAGCAAAACCCAAGUGAACCUGCAAACCAGCUCCAAAAAUCAGGUGGAAGAUCUUACUGAUGGUAAAACUGAAGGAAAAGUCCUGCUGAGUUCAUUUUUGGCUUCCAAGCCAGUUCCUGUGCUCUCAGCUCGAACUUCACAAGUGUCUGAUGGAGAAAAAAGCACGCCUCCUUGGGUUGCUUCUGGUACUCCUCCUCAUCUUUCUCGGCCAUCUCUUAGGGACAUCCAGAUGCAGCAGGGGAAACAACAACAGAGUCUUUCUCACAGUCCAAAGAUAAGAAUGGCUGGAUUCUCGGUUUCAAGUAGUCAGGGUUCACCUUCUGAUUCUCCUGGAAUGAAUCGCUGGUUCAAACCAGAGAUUGAAACACCUUCUUCAAUCCGUUCCAUUCAGAUUGAGGAGAAGGCUAUCAAGGACCUCAAACGCUUCUACAGCAGCGUCAAAAUUGUCAAAAACCAGUCAUAAAAGUGCCAUUUGAUCUUGGCCUGCUCAGGUAGGGACAGAGGCUCAUCAUUAUUUAUUUCUUCUCCUCAAUAAAAAUGUAAAUUUGACUGUACAGAUGAUCUCACUGUACAUCAAACUUUUCCUUUAGAAAGGUAAUUGAU
Molecule: messenger RNA, 3897 nt
Organism: Rubroshorea leprosula
Lineage: Eukaryota; Viridiplantae; Streptophyta; Magnoliopsida; Malvales; Dipterocarpaceae
Source: the annotation of a GenBank genome assembly